AUGUCUCAAAAUAAAUAUUUACGACUUGAAGAAAAUUAUUCAACUGAAGAAGAAUUUGAACUACCAGAAAUAUCAAAUAAAUCUCUGGAUAACAAUGAUUAUGGUUUGAGAAAUAGAACCAGUACUGGAGAUCUUGAGGACAAUGAAUAUCUAUUGGAUGGUCGUAAAACAUCAAUAGAUUCGGAAAUUUUAGAAAAUUCACCAAUACCUAUGGUGGCUGCGGCAGUCAGCGUAAAAGAUGAUCCGUCUUUACCUUGUACUACAAUUCGAUUUUGGAUAUUGAGCACCUUAUUUACAUCACUUGGUGCCGCUGUCUCGGAAUUCUAUUAUUUUCGUUCUAAUGGCGUCGGCUAUUCAAUAUUUUUUGUGUUACUGGCUUCCUAUAUUGUUGGAAAAUGGAUGGCUCGUGUUCUUCCAGUGGACGAAUUCAAAUUUUAUAAAUGGAAAUUUACUUUAAAUCCUGGUCCAUUUAAUAUCAAAGAACAUGUUCUCAUCGCUGUGGCAGCUGGGGCUGGUGGUGGCUCAGCAUAUGGCACAGACAUUAUUGCAAUACAGGAUCUAUUUUAUAAUCAGCACCCAGGUUUCUUCUUAGGAAUGUUGCUUUUAAUGAGCACUCAAAUGAUUGGGUACGGUUUGGCCGGAUUUUUAAGGAAAUAUCUUGUACGGCCUGCUAAUAUGUUGUGGCCUUCUAAUUUGGUGUUUUCCAGUCUAUUUUCAACUCUUCAUGGAGAUGUGUCCGAUACACAAGACAAAUUAAAAUUUUUUGUUAUAACAUUUACAAUAAUGUUUGUGUGGCAAUUUGUUCCACAAUUUAUGUUCCCAUUACUGACAAGCAUAGCGUUAUUAUGUCUGAUUAAGCCAUAUAAUAAUGAUAUAUUCCGGCUGGGGAGUGGUUAUCAUGGUCUUGGUAUAUUAAAUUUUUCUUUAGAUUGGAAUGCUAUAGGGCAGCCCGGACCACUGUAUACACCUUGGUGGGCACAAGUAAAUUGGUACGUUGGUGUGAUAGUUGGUUCUUGGAUAAUAGCUCCAAUUCUGUAUUACAAUGAUUUUUGGAUGGCAAAAAAGUUUCCACUUUUAGCAACAUAUUCUUUAAAUAAAGAUGGUGAAAGAUAUAAUCAAUCUACUAUAAUAGAUUUUAACACUGGCUCUUUGAACGAAACUGCUUAUAAAGAGUAUGGCCCUGUAUACCUAAGUGUUACAUUCGCUGUUGGGUAUUUUUAUUCUUUUAUAGCCUUUACUGCUGCAAUCACGCACGUUGUUCUCUUUUACGGUAAUGAAAUCUGGGAUAGAUUCAAAGCAAGUCGAUCAGAGGAAGUUGAAGAUAUUCAUUGUAAGAUGAUGAGAAAUUAUGAAGUUGCAAUAAUUCUUUGUGACGCAUCCGGGUCUCAUCUGCCGUGGUGGGGCUUAAUUAUCGCUGUUGGUAUAGCAUGCAUUAUGGUAUUACCAAUAGGAGUUAUUCAAGCCGUGUCAAAUAAUCAAGUUGGUCUUAACGUCAUCACAGAAAUGAUUUGCGGAUAUAUUUUUCCGGGACUCCCAAUCGCAAAUGUAUAUUUUAAAUGUUAUGGCUAUAUGGCUAUGUACCAAUGCCUAUCAUUCGUAUCAGAUCUUAAACUUGGACAUUACAUGAAAAUUCCACCUAAAGCAAUGUUUACAGCACAAAUGUGGGGUACUGUUGUUGGUGCAUUUAUCAAUUAUUGGACUCUACAAUUGAUAAUAUAUGCCAAACGUCCCUUUUUAGAUGGUACAAUGAGAGAUCCAACUGGUCAAUGGACAGGAUAUCGAUCACAAGUAUUUAAUACAGCAUCGAUAAUCUGGGGAUUAAUUGGACCAGGAAGAACUUUUGGCAGUGGUUCUAUGUAUCAUCCCUUACUUUGGGGAUUCCUCAUAGGAUUCCUUGCUCCUGUUCCAUUUUACUUUUUGCACAAAAAAUUUCCCAAAGCUAAAUUUAAUUUAGUAACAAUUCCAUUAAUUUGUAAUGGAUUAUCAAUCCUUCCUGGAACAUAUACUAAUUUCAUAAUAACAGGGUUUAUUGCAAGCUAUCUGAGUCAACGAUGGGCAUAUCAUCGGUAUCCAAAGGUUGAAUUUUUAUUUAUUAAUUCAUUUUGCCUUUUUAAAAAGCUAUGUAAUGUAUUUAUAACUGUUGGUUAUCUAUGA
Dentiscutata heterogama is the source of this 2154-nucleotide messenger RNA. Lineage: Eukaryota; Fungi; Glomeromycota; Glomeromycetes; Diversisporales; Gigasporaceae. The record is from the annotation of a GenBank genome assembly.